AAAAAUUAAAUUUAAUAAAUUAAUGGCAACUUUAUUUAAUUCAGUACAAUUCUCUUCAUUUAUCUCAUUUACAUUUUUAAUUAUUUUAAGCAGCGUUUCUGCUUAUUAUCCAGUUUACAAUUUUGACGAAAACAAAAACGAGGCUGUAGAUACAAUAUUAACACGUCCCCAAAAUCUCUACCGACGUUUUGCUCCAAUGGCAAGAGGGGCAUUUGUUAGCCCCCUUUUUGGUUAUCGUUUUCUUUCUUUGGAUCCGCCAUCUAAUACUUUACAAGAAGAGCCUGAAAUUAAUGAAAAUACCGAGAAAGUCAACAAAAAUGAUAUAUUAGAUAACCCAAAAUCUUCUUCUUUAUCAUCACAAACUUCUUCCAAAUCUUCUAAUAAAUAUGAUCAACUAUUUUUAGGAUCGCCAACUAAACGAAAUUUUUAUACGCAUAUUUGGCGUGAUAUUGUACAAAGAAUGCCUGCUUAUCGAGAGAAUGAUGGUCGUAGACUUUUUCAAUCUGUUGAGCGAGAUGGACCAUUAGCUAAACGUAACCCAACUGAUCGUAUGCAUGCAAUGCGUGUUGGCUAA
This is a messenger RNA of Meloidogyne enterolobii, 574 nucleotides long. Lineage: Eukaryota; Metazoa; Nematoda; Chromadorea; Rhabditida; Meloidogynidae. The record is from the annotation of a GenBank genome assembly.